Molecule: messenger RNA, 778 nt
Organism: Chelonoidis abingdonii (Abingdon island giant tortoise)
Lineage: Eukaryota; Metazoa; Chordata; Testudines; Testudinidae
Source: RefSeq, a predicted model, not a curated record
GGAACUUGCACCUUCUAGAAUUAUAAGAGGACCGUAAUUUUACACUUUCUUUUUGAAUUCAGAACAGUCAUUUCUCAUUGACAACUUCUUUGUUGACCCAGGCUUAUUUAAUACAAGACUUAGCAAUGGUGGCCUGUGUUUUUUUGUAAUAAAAUCAGUUGAACAGUGAUAAAUAUCAAUAUUUUUCCUACUAGACGAGCCAGUGCAGCGCUAAAUUGCUUAAAACGCUUUCACGAGAUGAAGAAACGAGGACCUAAACCUUACAGCCUCCAUUUAGAUCAUAUUGUUCAGAAGGCAAUCUCAACACACCAAAAAAGGGAUCAAUACCGUGUGCAGAAAGAUAUCUUUGUUUUAAAGGAUACAGAGGAAGCACUUGUAAUGAAUCUUAGAGAUAGUCAAGUACUUCAUCAUAAAGAGAACCUUGAGUGGAAUUGGAAUUUGAUAGGGACCAUACUUAAGGUGAGCAAAGAAAAUUCAUGAUCUUUUUCCCACCUGUUUCAUAAAAAAAACUAAUUUGGCUUAUUUCUUAUGUGAGCUUAAAGUUUGUAAUAUUAGAAGGAUGCUAUGAGAAGAUACUUCUGAAGUCAUCUCAUAAAAGUAGGUUCCUGUUUGGUUUUUUUCAUCAGGAGUGUUUGAAUACUCUGGUAUUUCUGCUUUUCAAAAUGUCGUCUAGUUUUUCUAUUCGCUUGUCUUAUUCUGAAUUGAAAAACAAGAAUUGCAUUUAGUAGACCGCUAAGGUUUCUCCUCAUAAAAUUGGAGAAAUUAGAAAAUAAAAAAC